GAGAAAAAACAAAGGUUAAAACUAGAAUGCACGCCAUCUUCACGUCCCAUGCCCCUGGCUGCUCCAGGACUUUCCUUUGCUCUAGAGCUGCUCUCCCCAUAGCCCUGCAGCAUCCUGCAAGGAGAAGAGAAACCUGGGAAUACCUGCCCCCUCUUCACUGAGAUUUGAGAAGUAAAACUUGGCCCUUGUAAAGUAAAAUAGCUGUGGUUUCAAACCGUAGGGGUCACAGGGUUGCCCCUGAGGGCUCUGUGAAUGGUGGCUCAGAGGAGACGAGGUUAUAGCCUUAAACUUCCUAUGUAAAAGUGUACCUCUUCACAACAAAAUGCAUAAAGAUCCACAAAUCAAGUGAUGUUGAAAACCACUGGUUUCUAUGAUUUAAGAAGCAGUCUUCCAGUGUAGUUUUUUCACCUGUUAGCUCUUUAGAUAAGUGGGUUUCUGUUUCCCUCUAAGAAAUUCCAAAAAACCAAGACUGCUGUAGCGCCAGAAACGAUGGUGCUAAUAUGAUUCCAGUUUAGGAGAACAGAUGCUGGGAAGAUGAGGCCAAGGCAGAUCAGGGCACGCAGCACCUCUGUUAGCCUAUCCCGGAGCUGAGGUCCUGUAAUACAGUGAUUAUCUUGCCACAUGCUGAGCUCCAAGUUCCUAAUGCUGGAUUAGGGGUAUGUUGGUGCUGAGCCAGGCAUCUUGGCACUGCCCUGGUGCAGCUUGGUUAAAGGCUGUGGCUCAAGCACAUGGCUGAGGUUAAGCACAGGCUUGCAUGCUGGUUUGGAUCAGGGCCUAGGGCUCAGCGAGACUGAUUUCCACCUUGGUUUCUGAGUCUGGUGUUCCUUAAUGGAGAGUCCUUGGGGGUAUUUAGCCAGAAAAAAAAAAAAAAAAAAAGCUGAACGCAGAGAUCAGUGUUGAUGCUAUGCUCUCAGCAAUCUAAUCCACAGUCUGUUGGACCAUGGGAAAAUCCUAGCUGCCUUCACCAGGCUGCAGAGGAGGAGGGCCUCAACUGCACUCUUGUUUUCAGUGCCAUGCUGAGAAGUUAAUUACUUGAAUUAAUUAUUUAUCUCAGGUUCAGAACCUUCCUCGAGUGUACAGCUGAAAUUAGCAAAAGAAAAUUCCAUAGCAUGAAUGUGAAAAGCACCUUUUAAAGGAGAAAUUAAUUCUCAAAAGGCCGGGCUUGCUCUUUGCUCACACAUUAAUCUGUUUUGGCUGGACGUGGUGAUUUGGAUCUGAAAACCAAAAAUGCAGUUUCAGUAAGGUCCUGGUACAAAUUGUGUUCAUCCUGGGUUGAAAUGUCAGCUGAGCACUGACCCUGAGGUCUGACCCUGAGGUCUGCCCUAGAGAGUCAAAGUUGCCAGUCUGUGAUGACAAGUCCAUCAUGGUCUGGGAAUCUCAGAAAAAAAAAUAUAUGAUCUCAUGCUACUUGCUGCUUCAGGAGACAGUAGGCUAAACAGACCAAUAGAAAACAGACACAGAAGGCAUGGACAUAACCAGGUCUGCUCAUGAGGUAGCAGCUCUUGAAUCACAGAAUGAUGUAGAAGUCUAAUAUGGCCCCACGUGUAAAAGGAAGGUGUAGGUUAUUGCUUUUUUCAGUAUGGUUUGGGUUGUCCAUCAUCUCUAUCCCAAAGUAGGAAUGGAAAAUAAGGUUUCUAUUUUCUCUUCAUUCAGCCUUGUCCAACCCGCGUUUGCUUAGAAAAUACUUUUUCGUAGGUGUCAAACAAGUUUCAUGUUAAGCUCACAGGCCUUUAAUCAGCCAGGGAACACGAACAGCCUCCAUUUUCUGAAUCUGCUGCUGGUAAAUGCCCUUUGAAAUGACUUCACUAGGUUAUAAUUGUUCCUGGAGAAGGUUGGCCCAACUGCUGGUAAUUAAACGUUUGGCUGAUGGAAACUGUUAAAACGGAUUGCUGCUUUGCCUAUAGCAUUGUGUUAACAACUCAAAAGUCUUUAUACUUUUUCUAUAAAACACAUGGGAGUUUUAUGCCUGGAAUAUCUGCUGCAAUAAAGAGAAUAUGGUGCUUCAUUUUUGUUUGCAGCAUUAAAACUUGGAAGAGAAGAAAGAACUAAGGUUCAGGAAUGAGGUCUGGAGUUAGUGUUUCAUGAGGCUCGUUCAGUUGGUACCUGUGGUUUCAGCACAGCCCAUGGCAGGGAUUUAGGUAUCAAGAGAGAUUUAGAUUUCUGACUCCAGUACAGGCAUCUACAAGGGAAUUAAGUGUCCUACGAGGCUGGCCAACACUGAUGCAUCGUAAAAUUCCAGUUGACACCUGGUUCUGCUAUCUGGGCUUCCUGGAUUUUGAGAGCAUGUGAGUCAAGACAAGAUUAUUGUUCUCAUUCGAUCUCUUCUGUGCUUGGUAAAGUCUACCAGAGCAAGUUGUAAUCCAGCCCAAGGGGCCAUCCUGCAGCCUCAAGCCCCUGGUUGGUGAUGACCGUGAACAGACCCCGUGAUGUCUAUGACAGAAUGGAGAUAAACAGGCUCUGCUUCUUCUCCACUGGAUGUCUGCCAUGUCUCUGUUUCACCCUGGCCUGCAACCAAGCUGCUGGUGAAAAAUAGUGAUGUGUCUGCUCCCCAAAGGCCAAAUCCCAGCAGAAAUGUUUGAAACCUGCCUGCAAGUGACAGUCCAGGACUCCAUCUCCCCUGAGUAGGGUUGGUAUUUAUGGGAUGUGUUAGUCAUGCAGGAACAGUUAGAAGUGCUGCCGCAACAAAUUGUGAACUCAUGCGUGGCCAUCAAAUAAUGAAUUUGUUCUAGAAGACAGCAAUUCUUCAGAGCUUGACUGAUCCCUUGCAGAUUGGAAACCACAAGGGAUGUUGUUAGGCACUGAAAAACAUCCCCCUUUUAUUGCUGAUGAUGUAUUUAAGCCUCCAGCCCACUGGACUGCUUCAGCUAAACCUGAGGCUUAUGUGUUCUACCUGAUGUUCUCCCAAAGGCAGGUAGGUUCAUCUGUAAGACCUGUGGUAGGCUUCAAGCAGCCGCUAGAGUUUGGGUUGGCUGGAAAACAUGCAUACUUUCAUGGCUAAAGAGAGAAUGCUGCUACAUCAGGAGCCCAUCACUCCUAGUAAUGGAUGCCUGACUCUGUCAGUGCUGAAAUAAUCAUUUCUCACGUUUAAUCUCACAUUUCUUUAUUACUUUGUGUAAGCUGGGUCCCCGCAAUUAUUUGGCGGAGAACACGUGCCCUGGGCUCACAUCUCCCUUACUGCACGGGGCCCAGAGAUGUGCUUUCUGUGCCCCUACAAACACAAUUCUGAGACGCUGCAGAGAAAAAUAUCUCACUAAAACUGCCAAACUACAAUCUAUAGAUGUGCGGGGCGCCGUGGUGUUCCUGCUUUGACGCUGCUUUAUAAAGGAGUCCCGCAUACGGGGCUCUGGGCCUGCCCUCCGCGGCCUGCUUCUCGCAUCCUUUCAGGCCGCCAUCUUGCGCCACCGCGUCGCCAUGGAAACGCGAAGCCCCCACCGCGUCGCCAUGGAAACGCGAAGCCCCCACCGCGUCGCCAUGGAAGCCCCGCGCUGCCGGACGGGGCUGUCCGCGGCGUUCGCCUGCUGCGGGCGGUGCGGCGGCGGCGGGGCAGCCUCGGGGCCUGCGUGGCUCGGUGUCCCGUGAGCGGAAGGAGGAAGCGCCAUGGCCGGUGCUGAGGGCUGGGCCGGUUUCACGCAGGAGGAGCUGCGGCGCCUGCAGCGAGAUUUAUCUGAACCCCCGGAGCAGCCACGUCGUCCCCACCCUGCAAAUAAGAAUUGGAAGCAACUGCAGCGAGAAAAAGCUCUCCAGCAGCAAUGCCAGAAGCUGGGACUGCAGGGUGGAGCAGCCUCUGUUCCUCCUGAGCAGUUGCUGUCUGCACCAAAACAUAAACCUUGUAAUCCUCAGCAGCCCGUGCCAGCACCUCAUCGUCCUUCAGCAGGUGAAAGGCAACAUGACAGCAAAGAUCAGCAGAAGGAGGCAAGGCCAGCAGGUCCUUGUAAUGGCAGUGACAGUGCCCAGAACCUCACUUCAAAGACGAGCACCAAAGUGGAAAAAAAGAAAGUGGAAUUGCAGGAAAAAUCACGGUGGGAGAUCCUCCAGCAAGAGCAACGGCUGAUAGAAGAGAAGAAUAAACGCAAGAAGGCACUUCUGGCCAAAGCUAUUGCUGAGAGAUCCAAAAGAACUCAAGCUGAAACAGUGAAGCUGAAAAGGAUUCAGAAGGAGUUACAAGCUUUAGAUGACAUGGUGUCUGCUGACAUCGGCAUCCUGCGGAACCGCAUUGAUCAAGCCAGCCUGGACUACUCCUAUGCCCGGAAGCGGUAUGAUAAGGCUGAGUCGGAGUACGUGGCAGCCAAGCUGGACCUCCAACACAAGACAGAGAUCAAGGAGCACCUCACAGAGCACCUGUGCACGAUCAUACAGCAGAAUGAGCUCCGCAAGGCCAGGAAGCUGGAGGAGUUAAUGCAGCAGCUGGAAGUGGAGGCAGAUGAGGAAAAUCUGGAACUUGAGAUAGAGGUGGAGCGGAUGCUGCAGCAGCAGGAGGCAGAAGCAGGGAGACAAGCCAGCCAGUCACAUAAUCGUGCUGGGACAGCUAAAGAAAACUCAGUUCCCACUAUUGCAACAAAGGAGAGUGAGCAUGCUGACCACGCUGAUGCUUCUCCUGCUCUCUCUGAACAGUCUGUGCUGUCUGAAAACUCCGGUACCAAAUCCCUCUCUCAUAUGGACAACCAGACUCAGGCAGUAAAUGUGACUCCAGGAGACUCCCCAGCUUGCUCUGCUACAUGACUGCUAUUUUCAGCCAGCUGGUUAUGGAUGUGAUACUCUCUGCAGGCUUGUGGGCUGUAUGUUAUCUCUGGGCUUCUGCAGUGCCAGUAAUACGCACUUCAUUUUAGAGGAUUUUUUUUUUUAAUUCUUUUUGAGAAAGACCUCUUUUGGGGUUCACCAUCUGUCCUUAUCGUUCUGUUCUCUUAGGUUCAAAUUCUAAUGCCCAGCUCUUCAUGGGGUUUUGUACCUUCCACAUAUGACACUUGGAGGCAAACACUAGGGUUUUUUCCAAGGGCUUUUUUGCAUAUCAGUAUCACAAAUACCUGUUCCAGACAGUGUGCGAGAGAUAUGUAUCUACAGGAGAAAGCUUUGCCACUUACUCUGCUUCUAGAUACAUUCUGUCUGUCCCCUGACAGAUGCAAUAGGAUGUCUAUCUUCCUUUGUAUCCAUAAGGGAUAAGUUUUCAACGGUUUUAAUCCAGUGAAACCCAAGUGCAUAUUUUAAUUAUCUUCAUAGUUUACACUGUUUCCUGUACCUGAUUUAAGAGAUAACCAUGUACUGGGGAAAAUUGCAAAGUUAAUUGUAGUAUUUCCUAUUUAUUGCUUCCUAUUUCUUUCAGAUAGUGCUAGAUGACACAAAGCUCUAUAUUGAUAAUGAAUUUUCUAUGAACUCAGAGCAGCUAUGAUUUAACAAAAAUAAUGGGUGACAAUUUAAGACAUGGCAGAAUGUAUGAUGCAGAAGUAGAAACAAAGAAAACAGAAUUAUGACUAAAACUGUUCCAUUACAAACAUUUUCCUCUGUCACUGUUGCCUCAAAAUGCUAAUAAUGAGCAGGGACCUUGUAAUGAAUAAUUCCCACAGCAUAUUGGAAUUGAGCCCAUUUUCCUGUAAUGUUCGAUGCAUUCUGUUGCCUGAAGAGUGGGUUUGUACCCCACAAGAAGUUGAGCUAUUUCUCUCUGUUGCUGUUGAAAGGCUUUAGAAAACUCUUCCAGGUGGAGAAAGUCUCAGGAAUUAAAACAGAGGACAUAUGAAAGCCUCCAGUAGAGACUGAUGCAGCUGCAAACCUUGGGGACACUGUAGCUAUCCACUUUGUAACAGAGGAAAGCUGCUUCCACUGUGGCAAUGUUUUCUGUAAUACCUGACCUGAACAUGUCAGAGUUUAUGAAUGAGUUACUGAAUGAUGCCAUCAAGUGUAUGAAUGGGACACUAAUUGUUUCUAUGGCUUUAAUAGUGGAAACAAAUAUGUCACUACAUUUCAUUUUUAUUCUAUUAAUAAAUCAGUGCAUCUUCUA
Phasianus colchicus (ring-necked pheasant) is the source of this 5989-nucleotide messenger RNA. RefSeq names its product golgin, RAB6 interacting (gene GORAB). Gene Ontology annotation, biological process: non-motile cilium assembly. The record is from RefSeq and is a predicted model, not a curated record. Lineage: Eukaryota; Metazoa; Chordata; Aves; Galliformes; Phasianidae.